UCUGCCUGCCGCGGACGCGUGAGGUAACUCGGUCUAGGAAACCAACACCAUGGCGUCGGGUUGCAAGAUCGGCCCGUCCAUUCUCAACAGCGACCUGGCCAAUUUGGGGGCCGAGUGCCUCCGGAUGCUAGACUCUGGGGCCGAUUAUCUGCACCUGGAUGCACCCUGCUCUUCAGGGAGGCAUUUUGUUCCCAACAUCACCUUUGGUCACCCUGUGGUAGAAAGCCUCCGAAAGCAGCUAGGCCAGGACCCUUUCUUUGACAUGCACAUGAUGGUGUCCAGGCCGGAGCAGUGGGUAAAGCCAAUGGCCAUAGCAGGAGCCAAUCAAUAUACCUUUCACCUCGAAGCUACUGAGAACCCAGGGGCUUUGAUUAAAGACAUCCGGGAGAAUGGGAUGAAGGUUGGCCUUGCCAUCAAACCAGGAACUACAGUUGAGUACUUGGCACCAUGGGCUAAUCAAAUAGAUAUGGCCUUGGUUAUGACAGUGGAACCUGGGUUUGGAGGGCAGAAAUUCAUGGAAGAUAUGAUGCCAAAGGUCCACUGGUUGAGGACCCAGUUCCCAUCUUUGGAUAUAGAAGUUGAUGGUGGAGUGGGUCCUGACACGGUCCAUAAAUGUGCAGAGGCAGGUGCUAACAUGAUUGUGUCUGGCAGUGCCAUUAUGAGGAGUGAAGACCCCAGAUCUGUGAUCAACUUGUUAAGAAAUGUCUGUUCAGAAGCUGCUCAGAAACGUUCUCUUGAUCGAUGAAACCACAAGGAACCCAAUGUUUGCCCAUGGAACCCUUUGACUGCAAAACAGGAGUAUUGACUACCAAAUCACAUUGCAUUUGAGUGCUGCUUUUCUAACAGUUCUUCAUUCCAGUGACUCAGAUCUAUUGUGCAGAACAUUAAGAGGUUAGAAAUUGGUUAAAAAUUGGUCUGUAUAGAUACAUUCUUAGGGAUGAAAUGUUAAAAUUAAUAUAAUGAAAUAAUCCUGUUUUUCUUGGAAGAAUUGAUUUUUGUAAAGAGUGAAAAUAUGGCCAAAUUGGGAUUUCGAGUAGAAAUGUGUCUUAAUGCCUAAGGAAGGCAUAGUAUCUACUACAAAAGAUUUCUGUAAUUUUAGAAAGUGUUCAUUCUGUCAUUUCUGAACUAUUUUCCAAAAGCAAAGGAAGUCCUUGUCUAAAUCCUUUUUCUUUUUUCUUCUUUUUAGUUUAAUCUCUGUUAUGAUUUGUGUAUAUUCUUGCUAAGGAGAACUAAAAUACAUCUUUGGAUGGGAGGACAUGCAUAGGCUUGCAACUGAGAUGUUUAUUUUUCCACUUCUAGUCUUACAAUUGAUUCAUUAAAAACUGCGAAACCAAUGUAAGAAGCCCUAAGGUUCUAAAGUACAUGCACAAAUGUUACCAAAGUGAGGAGUCUUCUUAGUUAGAGCAGGUAGUAUAGUGAUUCCUCCCUGUCCCUGAUUUUCUCUUACCACGUUCUUAAAGAUGGGAAAUAGAAAGGAAAGAAAGCCUCUGUAUGGAAUUUAUAUUGACUCUGCCCAUAUGUAGCUGUUUGGUCAUACCAAAUCACCCACCAUUUUUACACUUAAACAUUUAUAUGUUACUAGAACUUCAGUAAUAUACAGACUUGUGCUGAGGAUUCCCACAUAAGUUGCCAUGUAUGUGGGAAGUUUCCAAUACUGUUCCCAGAAUUGAGAGUAGAAAGUGGCUGGCAUUAGGUAAUUUUAUGUUUUAUGUGCUAUAAAGCACCUUAGUAAACCUCUAAAUUAUUCCUAUAAGUAGUAAGACAUAUUUUUAUUGCAUUUAAAAUACAAAGAAAGUAAAGCUAAGGUUUCAUACAGUAAGGUAUUCAAUUUUAGGUAUCUAUUU
Molecule: messenger RNA, 1844 nt
Organism: Dipodomys spectabilis (banner-tailed kangaroo rat)
Lineage: Eukaryota; Metazoa; Chordata; Mammalia; Rodentia; Heteromyidae
Gene: Rpe
Product: ribulose-5-phosphate-3-epimerase
Exons: 7
Coding region: 50-745 (231 amino acids)
Biological process (GO): pentose-phosphate shunt, non-oxidative branch; carbohydrate metabolic process; pentose-phosphate shunt
Cellular component (GO): cytosol
Molecular function (GO): D-ribulose-phosphate 3-epimerase activity; metal ion binding
Source: RefSeq, a predicted model, not a curated record